UGAACCAGGAGCUUUCCUCUUGGAAUACAGAGGUGAACUCAUAUCAGUUGAAGAAUGCCGGUCCAGACACUACUCCGAGAAAGAGAGUACAUUUCUGUUUGAAUUUGAAUGGCAAAAACAUCGCUGGUGCAUUGAUGCAUCAAAAGAAGAUGGCUCUCUUGGAAGAUUAGUGAAUGACAACCAUAAAUCUCCAAACUGCAUCAUGAAAAAAAUCAUAGUAAACAACAGACCACAUCUGUGUCUAUUUGCUGUGAAGAAAAUAGAAAUUGGAACUGAACUUGAGUACAACUACGGUGAUUGUGAAUGGCCAUGGCGUAAAAAGAUAACGCACAAGCAGACUCCUGCUGUGGCAGCAGAGACUGAGAUGUCCCCCAGACACGGUGCUUUGCAUGAGAAUUCAAACCAAGAUGAUGCGUGUACACAGGUAAAAAUCAGGCAGGCUCCUGCUGUGGCAAUAGAGACUGAGACGUCCCCCAUACAUGGUGCUUCACAUGAGGAUUCGAGCCAAGAUGAUGCUCAUGCACAGGUAACAAUCAGGCAGGCUCCUGCUGUGGCAGUAGAGACUGAGACGUCCCCCAUACAUGGUGCUUCACAUGAGGAUUCAAGCCAAGAUGAUGCUCAUGCACAGGUAACAAUCAGGCAGGCUCCUGCUGUGGCAGUAGAGACUGAGACGUCCCCCAUACAUGGUGCUUCACAUGAGGAUUCAAGCCAAGAUGAUGCUCAUGCACAGGUGUUAACCCUCGUGGAUUAUCCCCUAAGUGAUGAAACAGAUGAGGACUGCAUAGAAGACCCACUUCUAAAUCUACACUGCAAUGAGAUGUACAGAAUAUCAGAUGUUUGUGAGCCUCUGUUUAGUUCAAAUGAGAGCACAGUGGAUGAAACUGAUGAGGAUUCCAUGAAAAACUAUUCUGGUGUGCAUUCAGAGCACAACAUUGUUCCAAAGUUAAGAAGGACAAAGAGCUUAUUGAUGGAUAGGAUACCAGAUUUUUCUGAUGCUCUUUUUGAUUCAAGUGAGGACAGCAGCGAAGGCCCUUCCUUUAAGUCUGAAAGAGCUUCACGAAGGCUGCAACCCAGACUGUUGCCAUGGAGACUUGUUCACAAGAGGACAUGGAAGGCGGUGUGCCACAAGGAGAGGAUUUAGAAGAUGAGGACAGUGUGCCACCCCUAUUUGAAUGUACCUCAUCAUCUGCUCAAAACGAAGCGGUGUCAGCAAAAAUGACAGAAGCCAGUGUGGCACAAGGCGGGGACUCAGAUGAUGAUGGUGUGGCAUCCCUACAAGAAUGUACCUCAUCAUCUGCCCAAAAGCAGAUGGUG
Molecule: messenger RNA, 1314 nt
Organism: Acanthochromis polyacanthus (spiny chromis)
Lineage: Eukaryota; Metazoa; Chordata; Actinopteri; Pomacentridae
Exons: 12
Coding region: 203-1141 (312 amino acids)
Source: RefSeq, a predicted model, not a curated record